Alligator mississippiensis (American alligator) is the source of this 1465-nucleotide messenger RNA. RefSeq names its product NK2 homeobox 5 (gene NKX2-5). The transcript has 2 exons. Bases 83 to 961 code for a protein of 292 amino acids. Gene Ontology annotation, cellular component: nucleus. Gene Ontology annotation, molecular function: DNA-binding transcription factor activity, RNA polymerase II-specific; RNA polymerase II cis-regulatory region sequence-specific DNA binding. Lineage: Eukaryota; Metazoa; Chordata; Crocodylia; Alligatoridae. The record is from RefSeq and is a predicted model, not a curated record. Gene Ontology annotation, biological process: regulation of transcription by RNA polymerase II; cell differentiation.
CCCGCCCGCGCCCCGCGCUCCCUGCCCCAGCCCGCCCGGCCGCGGGCGCGGGGAUGCUGCGCCGCGCUCCGCCACCUGCACCAUGUUCCCCAGCGCCGCCGGCACCACGCCCUUCUCCGUGAGGGACAUCCUCAACCUGGAGCAGCAGCAGCAGCCCGGCGGCCUGGCCUCCAUGGAGCUGGCGGGCCUGGCCUCGCCGUCCUGCCUGUUGGCCGCCUUCAAGCACGAGCCCUUCGCCGCCGAGGCCGCGGCCCUGCCGGAGCUGGGCGAGGAGCUGGCCCCGGCGCACCCCGCCAGGAGCCCCGCCGCCUGCUACGGCAAGACCUACGCCGACAUGGGCUCGGCCAAGGCCGGCAAGACAGACCUGUGCUCCCUGCAGGAGCAGGAGAAGCGGGACGUGGAGGAGCCCGAUCGCCCCCGGCAAAGGAAGCGCAGGAAACCGCGCGUCCUCUUCUCGCAGGCGCAAGUGUACGAGCUGGAGCGGCGCUUCAAGCAGCAGAAGUACCUGUCGGCCCCGGAGCGGGACCACCUGGCCAGCGCGCUGAAGCUCACGUCCACGCAGGUGAAGAUCUGGUUCCAGAACAGAAGGUACAAAUGCAAGCGGCAGAGGCAGGACCAGACGCUGGAGAUGGUGGGCGCGCCGCCGCCCCGCCGCAUCGCCGUGCCCGUGCUGGUGCGGGACGGGAAGCCCUGCCUGGGCGAGUCCUCGCCCUACAGCCCCCCGUACAACGUGAGCAUCAGCCCCUACAGCUACAACGCCUACCCCGCCUACCCCAGCUACGGCGGCCCGGCCUGCAGCGCCAGCUACAGCUGCAGCUACCCGGCCGUGCAGGCCGUGCCGCCCUCCGCCGCCGGCAGCGGCUUCGUCAAUUUCGGCGUCGGGGACUUGAACUCCGUGCAGGCGCCGCUGCCGCAGGGCAGCGCCGGCAUCUCCACGUUGCACGGGAUCCGCGCCUGGUAGAGCUGCUCCCUCCGCCCGCGCGGGGACGGGGUCCGGGCCCGGGCCCGGGCCCGGGGGGCGGCUGAACCCAGCCGGGCUCCCCGUGGCGCCCGCCGGCCAGGGGUCAGGCAGCCGCGGGGAAGGCGCUAGCCUGGUUGGUGGGUUUCCUGCGGGGACACGCCCGGUUAGACGUGUGUGCGGGGAGGGGGGGAAUCCUUUCCGUAGUGCAGCUGCCAGCCCCCGGCCCGAGGCUACCCCGCACACCCGCCCCCAGCCGGCUUCUCCCCUUGGCACCCCGCAUGUUCCCCCCGCACGCCCCGUCCGGGCCCAGGCGCGGCGGGCGAGGGCCCGGGGCCGAGCCUCCCGCCGCAGAGCCGCUUCCCCGGCCCGAGACCUCGCCCGGCCGACGGGGAUGCUCCGGACACAGCCCUCCCCGGGGGCGCCGGGACGCGCCGGUCCCGCCGGGUGCUGCACUGCGCGCGAGUCCGCACGGCCGCCACCGCCCGCCCCGCUGUCCGAGCCUCA